AUGAGCAGCACAGGGAGUGUUGGACUGUACUGUUUGCCCAAAGUGAUUACGCGUCAGUGCGAUCGCACGAAGCUUCUGUCGGAGAAACGUCGGAGCCUCUGGCUUGCCCGAAUAAAGAGAAAAGACUUGAAGAAUCUUGACAACGUUCGAGUCUGCGGUCGUCACUUCGUAUCAGGCAAGCCAUCGUCCCUAAUGGACGAGACCAACCCCGACUGGACUCCGAGUCAACACCUGGGGCAUGGUGGUGGUGAAGGCUGUUCGGCCAGCGCAACGCGCUACUACCGUUCGAAGGAACGAGCAGCGAGGAAAGCCGUUGCCGCGAAAUCAACUUCUGCUUGCAGUAAUAACGACGCCGGUGAUGAGGAUGAGGUCCCAAACUUCUCACUGACCACAGAGCAGGGGAGCAGCUCACUGCCCCCAACUUCUACCAAUGACUCAGAGAACAAUAGAGACGCUGCAGUGCAGACAGAUCUGACCAUUCAAGAUGUGCAAGCGCUUGAGCAAGACAACAUGAGACUCGCAUCAGAGUUGCAUGCAACAAGAAAGCAGCAAGUGAUACUGAUGGAAGAAUCCCUGCGUGAAGACCCAGGAAAGGUGUUCUUUUACACGGGACUGGCCAACUUUGCAAUUCUCUUUGCCACGUUCAAGCUGGUUGAAGCAGCUGUGAAGCAUUCUCCACAGAAUGGCCUGGAGAAGUUCACAGAGUUUGUAGUUUUUAUAAUGAAGCUGAAAUGGAACAUCCCUCUGCAAGAUCUUGCUUACAGGUUUAACAUAUCAUGCUCAACUGUUAGCAGGAUCUUCGACAAGUGGCUGCAUGCAGCAUUUUGGCGCUUAAAAACACAAAUUGUAUGGCCAUCAAGACACUACAUCCAGAAGACAAUGCCGCAAGCCUUCCUGGACUCAUUUGGGGAUAAAGUGACGGUCAUAAUUGACUGCUUUGAGAUAAAGAUUGAACGUCCGUCUUCCCUGCUCCCAAGAUGUGAGACUUGGUCCCAAUACAAGAGUAGCAACACAGGCAAAUACCUCAUUGGCAUCUCCCCUCAGGGUCUUAUAGUGUUUAUAUCAGAAGGUUGGGGAGGGCGUACAAGUGACAAGCAUAUAACAGAACGUUGUGGCAUGUUGGACAACCUAAGGGAGGGUGAUGUUGUGCUAGCAGAUAGGGGUUUUGACAUUGCGGACACGUUAGGACUAUACCGUGCUAGCUUGCACAUUCCUGCAUUCACCAAAGGGAAGAAACAGCUCUCAGCAUUAGAAGUUGAAAACACAAGGAAGCUUGCCAAUGUAAGGAUCCACGUGGAACGUGUAAUUGGCCUGGUACGCAACAAGUAUGUAAUUAUGAAAGGUGUACAGCCAGUUGAUUUUGUGACUUGCAAAGCAGGAGAUAGGUUCACAACGCUUGACAAGAUUGUGACUGUCUGUUGCGCCCUUACGAACCUCUGCCAUUCUGUUGUCAGCCCAAAUCCAAAGGUAGCUGAGUGA
This is a messenger RNA of Ornithodoros turicata, 1479 nucleotides long. RefSeq lists its product as uncharacterized. The transcript is spliced from 3 exons. The record is from RefSeq and is a predicted model, not a curated record. The coding region runs from base 1 to 1479 and encodes 492 amino acids. NCBI's taxonomy places the organism in Eukaryota, Metazoa, Arthropoda, Arachnida, Ixodida, Argasidae.